UCAAGGACUAAAGAACAAACGGUACAGCAACUAGCAGACAUCAUUGACUGCAGAGACUAGUUUUGUAUACUGAAAGCAUGUCUGCAAUUGAUUUUGAAAAGUUAGCUGAGAUAGAAUUACAGAAAGAUGAGGAAGAAAAUGCAGAUAUAGAAAAGAACAAGGGGUCAUUUGCAGCUGCGUCAAACAGACAUACUGAAAUAAGCAUGACUCACCCAUAUUACGAUGUGGCAAGGCAUGACAUCAUUCACUUUGUAGGUGAUGACAAUUUGGGGAGAAAGGUGAUUGCUUUCAGUUGCUGCCGGAUGCCUCCUUCUUAUCAGCUUAACCACGGCCGAUUAUUAGAAUAUUUAAAGUAUACACUGGACCAGUAUGUGGAAAAUGACUACACAGUUGUCUACUUUCACUAUGGACUGAACAGUCAGAAUAAACCGUCCCUGAGCUGGUUACAAAGCGCCUAUAAAGAAUUUGACAGGAAGUAUAAGAAAAAUCUGAAAGCACUCUACAUUGUACAUCCAACCAACUUCAUAAAAAUUAUUUGGAACAUUUUUAAACCUCUCAUCAGUCACAAGUUUGGAAAAAAGGUGAUCUAUCUGAAUUACUUAAGUGACCUGAGAGACCAUCUUAAAUUUGACCAGCUUAACAUCCCUGAAGAAGUUAUUAGACAUGAUGAAAAUCUUCGGAUGAAACAAAAGAAGAAGCUGCUUCCCCCAGUGAAACUUCCCCCACCAAGACCCCCUCUCCCAACUCAGCAAUUUGGGGUCAGCCUCCAAUACCUCAAGGUUAAAAACAAAGGUGAAUUAAUCCCACCAGUAAUGAAGCACACUGUAUCUUAUUUGAAAAGAAAAGGACUCAAAGCAGAAGGACUGUUUCGAAGGUCAGCUAGCAUACAAAGUAUUAAAGAGAUUCAGAAACUUUAUAAUCUGGGAAAAUCUGUAAAUUUUGAUGACUAUGGAGAUAUCCACAUCCCUGCUGUUAUCCUUAAGACUUUACUCAGAGAGCUCCCUGAGCCUUUACUGACCUUUGAAAGCUACGAUCAAAUCCUUGGAAUCACCAGUGUGAAAAGUAGCUUACGGGUGAUCAGCUGCAAAGAAAUUGUACAUGGACUUCCUGAGCAAAAUUAUGCUGUUCUGAAGUUUCUGAUGUGCUUUCUCCAUAUGGUAUCACAGGAAAGCAUUUUCAACAAAAUGACUGGUUCCAACCUUGCUUGUGUCUUCGGCCUGAAUUUAACCUGGUCAUCCAAAGGCGCCCCUUCUUUCAGCACUCUGGUGCCUAUAAAUCUAUUUGUUGAGUUACUGAUAGAUUUCUAUCCCACAAUCUUCAGUUCUCGAAUUGUACCUGGUGAGCAAUUGCCUUGAAAAUAAAGCAGAAGGGAACUGCAAUAUGCCGCUGGGAAGGGCAACCCACUAUGACUUCAUGGAAGAUUUCAUUGAAUAAAAGGAUUCGUAGCUGCAAAAAUGAACCCCUUCAUAUGAAGCAACCUUACAUGAGGCCUGAGCAGACCUGUCUAGCCUUGCCCAGUCUCCUCCUACCCACCUCUGCUCUCCAGGUAGGGCGCUUUCCCAGCCCUUCCAACUGAGAUUCCUGUGGAGAAGCUAGAGGUUGAAUCUGGGACUCCUUUGAGCAAGGCUUGCAUUCUUCACUGAGCUGUGCACCCUUUCUAAUCAAAUGGCUGUCGAAGGUUAAAUUAAAUUGGUAGUGAUUUGGAGCAGGGCCAUUUUAGUGGUAGGAUGCUUUGGCUUGCCUGGUUUAUUUCUUAUAAACUUCCUGACUGUUAGAGCAGUACGACAAUGGAGCCAGUUACCUAGGGAGGUGGUGGGCUCUCCCACACUGGAGGCCUUCAAGAGGCAGCUGGACAACCACCUGUCAGGGAUGCUUUAGGGUGGAUUCCUGCAUUGAUGGCCUUGUAGGCCCCUUCCAACUCUGCUAUUCUAUGAUUCUAUGAAGCUGGUAAAACUUUUUUUUAUAUCAAAAGGAUUUGGGUAUGCUAGAAUUUGUUGAGCUUCUCUGAUUAGCUGUUUUAUUAUUUUAAUGAUGUUGAGUAUUUAUAAUUUGUUUGUUUAUAUCUUGUAUCACCGCCAUUCCCUGGGUAAUACUGGCAUAGGAAGGAACUGUAGUAUGGAUUCCCACCCUGUGGCUUGGAGUUCCUGACAUUACCCAAGCAUUGGAAGAAUGAGCUGCGAAUGUAUUAUUAGCAUAUUUCUAUGCCGCUUCUCCAUAAUUAUGCUCACAGUGGCUCAUGGAGAAUAUUAUAGUCAGUUGAGUAAUAACUAUGAUGAUGACGAUGAUGAUUAAAACAAAUCAAUAUAUAGGUACAAACAUGUACAAAUUCAUAAAUAUACCAAAACUAUUAAACACAUUUCAUAAAUGUAAUAUUUAUAUCCACAUUAGCUGGCUAACAAACAUUCUAAUUAAAUUUCCCACAAACAUAGAAGACCCUUUCAUAAAUUAAGAACAAUUAUCACAAAACUAAUCCGCAUUUAGCUAACAUAGCUUUCAGUAACUAAUCCAUGUUACUAAAAUUUUAAACAGCAAAAGAAUGCAUCAAUAUUAAAAUUUAAACCAAUUAAUUCAACUUCUCUCAAAGUGGUGUCAUUACAGUAAGGCAGCAGAGAAUCCCAUGAGUAUGAAACUCAAUAAGAGCAGCAGAAAACAUGCUCAUUUCUUCAGUCCUCUCAUAUAAAGGGCUUCAUCACACCAGCGUUAUACUGUGCAAUCACUGCGAAUUGCGUGCAAAGGACUCUGAAGUUUUCCAGUUUAGAAUCUGCUUUGACUGUGAAGCACUCCAAGGCAUCCUGCUUUAAUUGUGCUUUAAAGCCAAAAGACCUGAACUAUUUUGCUACUAGUUUUGGAGCGAAUCAUUUGUUGUUUUCCGAGCGGCCACUGGGGGCGCAGGAGCGGGAUUUGAUCUGUUUAAACUAUCAAUUAAACAAAUGCUUACAUCUGCAUAAGUUUUAAAGAUAAAGACAUCAAAAUUGGCACAGUAAUAGAUAUUAAGGAGAGCUUUAGGCAUACCAAAUUUGAAUCGGAUUGGGUCAUCCGUUGAUUUUUUAAUGAUUUUUUACAUCCCCCCCCUUAACCCCUUGCCUGGUAUGCAAAGGAUCUUAGGAGCGCUGCCACCCGGGGUGUGAUUUAGCUAACAACAACUGUAGGGGAUAAUUCGAGGGAAACAGGUACGUGGGAUGAAGCUAAUAGUCCUCUCAGUCAUAUAGUCAAUGCCAUGGAUGCUUACCAAUAACCCCACGAACAGUGCCUGGGCAGCCCCCUCCCAUGCCCCCCCCCACUUCUAUCUCUCGCCUAGGGCAUUCUCAAUCACUUAGCUUCUCCUCUCAACAAACAUCCACCAUUUCGUACCCAACAUGCCCCAAAUAAAUGGAGUAGCACCCUUUAGGCCACCCUUCCCCAGCCUGUUGCUAGCUGAAGUACAGCACAGGUGAAGGGCACCAGGUUGGGGAAAGCAUCUCUAAGUACUUGUAGCUGGAGGCCAUGAGGGCCCGGCCCGGCCUUCCCACUCCUGGUGGAAUUGCUCAAGAAGGAAACAGGACCAUGUCUCACAGCCAGAUGUUCUCAAAUGUAAUAUCAGAAGGGCUCCUAAUAUAUGUUAAGUUAGCCUCCCCCAACCUGGUACCUCUCCAGUUAUUUUGGAUUGCAAUUGCCAGCAUCCUUGACCAUUUGCCUUGCUGGCUAGUGCUGAUGGGAACCGGGCCAGUUAAAAGGAGCACAUGAUUCCCUUGUUACAACAGCUUGAUUGGCUACAGCCUGUUUCUGGGCACAACUGAAAGUGCUGAUAAUGACAAUAAAGCCCUAUAUGACUUGGGGCCAGACUACUUGAAAGACUGUCUUCUGCCAUAUGGGCCUGCCAGGGCUUUAAGAUCUUUGGGGCAGAGAGGGCCUUCUCGGUGGCUGCUCCCAAGCUCUGAAAGGCCCUGCCAAGAGAGACCCAGCUGCCUCCGUCUCUGUUGGCCCUCCACCAACAGGCAAAGACAUUAUUAUUAUUAUUAUUAUUAUUAUUAUUAUUAUUAUUAUUAUUAUUAUUAUUCAAGCAGGCUUUUGGCAUGUAAGCUGCUCUGUUGCCAAAAGGGGUUUUAAUUGGUUGGUGCUAUUUCUUUCUUUUAUUAUUGUGUUUUUAAUUGUGUUUAAAUGUAUUUGUUUUUAUGCUAAUUAAUUAAGAUUUGGUUAAUCUGUAUUUUAUUGUUAGCUGCCUUGAGCACCAUUUGGGGGGGGGCAGAAAAGUGGGGUAGAAAUUAAAUAAAUAUGCAAACAUGCAAAAGGUAUCAGGAGAAGUGAUGACGAAAAAAGUGAACAGUGAUUCAAGAGGCUUCCUCUUCAAAUCUCAUUUCAACUACACACUCUCUCAGUCUCCAUGAACAAGCCACUAUCUCUCAGCUCCAGCUCCAAUAUGGGGAUAAUAAUAAUAAAACUGGCCUAAUUUUUUUUUUAAAAAAAUAUAUGUCAGGAUUACUGUGAUUAUGUAUCCUCUUCCAGAGGGGUGGCUGUUGCAAAGGCCUGCGGUGGGUGUUGACGCACUGUGAUUUUUGCACAGUUGCUCUGAAUGUCAAAGUGGGGAAGGGGGAUAGCUAUAUUAGUCUCUUGCAGCAAAAACAACACAAUCUUAUGCCAUAGUAAAGCAGUUAGUCUUUAGGUACCACAAGACUCUUCGUUGGGGUAGUUUCUGGAAAGCGCUUUGAACACUGAAGGCGUAGAUGCCAAGUAUUAAAAAUGUGUGACUGCGACGUGUUUGUGAUACAGGGAGGCAAGAGCCAGCUUUCCUUCUGCGUCACUGUGUGAAAUGACCUCUCCUUGGGAAUAAAAUGCUGCACAGCUUUGAGCAUGCACCAUCCUUUUGUGUUCCCUCCAUUAUGUGAGCAGCUGGUUGUUGUACUUCAUUAGGGAAGACUUUUUGCAGACAAAAGGCAUCUUGUUAUCAAAGUGUUUGGAAUCUCCCCCUGCCCACCCCAACUAUGUUUAGUUCUGCAUUUCCCCCUCGCCCCGAAACUGAUGGACCCGAAGAGUGCUCUUUUUCUGGCAGCAAAAGCUAGAAUUAACUGUGAAGUUAAAUCAAGUCUCAUGAAUUAUUCAGGAGGGUUUAUAGCAAAAUUCCUGUGUGAGAAAUAUAUGUUUCAAAUUUCCCCAACUCCAGGAGAAGUCCUGGAGAUAUGUCCCCCCCCCCCCCCCGCAGUUACUUUGAUAACAGUUUCUCUUUACAAAUGAUAAUUGCACAAUUCUAGCUUUUGUGCAGCGUGGCCUCAGCGAACUCAUCCUUGGUUAUCAAAGAGCAAUUUUCAGAUCAUUUCCAUUGCAGAAAAGAAAGUGAUUACCAGAGAUAAUCUGCUGGAAACACACAUGCAGUAGUUGGGCUUAAGACAAUAAAAAAAUGGAAUCAUAAAAUGUGGAAUCAAAGCUUUGCCUGUAAUGUUGGUGAUAGGCAGAGAAUAAAGCAGGGCAAAUAUUGCAGUUUAGUUGAACUACUGGGGCUUUAAAAUGGUUUGUAAGAUUUGUCUGAUUCUCAGUUGCCUCCAGCAAGAAUCAGUAGAAUGGCAUAUUUUUACUAUUCUGGAUCUCUAAAGGAAAAUGAAAUGCAGCAUUUAAAAAAUGUAUCACUACAUUAGAAAAAGCUCGAAAUAAGACUGGUAGUGUUGUCAUUUAUGCGGUGUAUACAAAUAGGGUAGGCAGAAAUUUUAUUUGUGAAGCGUAGCCUAAUUAGUAUGUUGCAGUGUUUACUAUAAAGAAUCUUGUGACAUUUUAAAGACUAAUACAUUUAUUGUGGCAUAUAAAAGAUCUAUAAAGUUUGUUUGUUUUACAUAUAUGAGUAUGAAUUGGGAUUGGUGGUAAAAUUCAGUUUUUCCAUCUCCUGUCAUUUCUUGCCCUGUUGCUGGGUUAUCUGAGGGAGGGUUGUUUCCCCUCCAACCAGCGCUUGGGCAGCUGAUUAGGCAAAUAGCACCCAGCAGAUGCUUGCCCACGCCAUGGCUUUAAACAAGUCACCGUGGAUUGUAUAAACCACGCAAACUGGGUCACUGUGGCCUAAAGGUCAAGAAAACACAAGAGGUAGUCAUUGGUGUAUCACAAUUCUGCAGAGAGCCCAUAAAAACAUGUCAAAGUGUAUUAGUCUUUAUUUUACAGUGCUAUGGAACACCUUGUUGUUUUUACAGAAACAAAGGCUAAAAUUCUAAACAUGCUUAGGGUGCAAUCCUAUGCAUGUUUGGACAGAAAAAAUCCUAAAACUCCCAUCAUUCUCCAGCCAACCAAGCUCACUGGGGAAUGCUGGAAGUUGUAGGACACUUUUUCUAUCUAAACAUGCAUAGGGUUGCAUCCUGCGUAGGGAAUAAACCUCAUUGAACACAGAUAGACAAUAUACCCAUCGUGAGAAGGCAGCUUGAACAGGCAUGCCUGUGGUGAAUUCAUGCCACCCACCCUGUAAUUUGUAGCACAGCUGAUAACCUGGCGAUUCCAGAUUGCAUAGAUGGGAAAUUUCCAUACCAGUGACAUUUGCCAUCAGGAACGUGAAGUACAGGUGUGGAAACUCCUUCCCCUCUUGAAAGAUCACAUACUGAGUCAUGUUACAUGUAGGAUUGGGUGUCCUGUGAGUUAAAAAUUGGGGGAAAUCUCUGCCCAGGCAUUCCAAAUUCUGUGGCAAACAAAGCUGACUGGUAGAACCUGUAUCAAUUUAAGCAAAUUUGUACAAUUGGUUCUGCAACAUUUAUUGUUCGUUCUGCUUUUGCUUGUCAUUGGGAAAGGCAAGGAGCUAUGCAAGGCAAUGGAUGCCCCCCCUUUUUAUUCUUGCCCCUCUGAUUUCAGAGUUUUCUACAGGCAUUGCCUACAUAUCUUUGCAGUUAUAGGUAACAGCUAGGAUCCUGGUCCAAUCUCAUUGUCUAAUCCAGCAGUUCUUAAGCUUUAAUCUAUUACCACCCACCAAGUAUGUAACAUUAUCACCAAAUACCUUCACGUAAAAAUAUAUAUCAUGCAUUAAAACAGUACUCCACACAAGGCUUUGAGGCCUGCCAUUUUUGAUAGAAAGGUGUGGUUCAAGUCAAAGAAAUAAGGCAACUUUAUUCUAACAUAUAGGUAUGUUUGUGAUAGAUGCAUAGGAUACACAGACCAGUGGGACCCUUGGGCCUGUUGGCUGUAAGUCAACUCCUUCACAAUAGGUUUAUUUGGACCCAAUUGGCCCUUUUUUGAGAAGCUCUUUCUGCCCAGGUUUUGCUGCUAUUACAGUGCCCACAUCAUUGUUUUAUUCCUGGAAAUUCAUUAUACAUACUAAUUCUCCUUUUCAAUAGAUAAAAGAAUAUUUUUGAUGAUUUGUGCUCUAACCAUGGAGGGGGGGUUUGUUUGAUUUCUCUUUGCUAUGUACCAUUAUUUUAAUGUCUGGGGCAGACUGAGAGACCAGUCUGGCACCUAUGUUUUAGUGCCAGGUGAAGAGCUUAUUUUUAUUUUAGCAGACUUCUUAUUCCUUCCGUUUAAAAAAACCAAAAAAAAAACAAAAAACCCGAGGGCCUUGCUAGACCACGGGUUAGCGCAGUGUGAGGCCCGUGCUCGUCCCUGUCGAGCCGCCCUGGCACGGCGCUAACCAAAACCGCCUGUAGUGCGGUUCUUCCCGUUGUCCUGGCCUCAGGUCGGGCUGAGGCCAGGACCGCGUGCGUAUGGACCGGUCCACCACUUUUCCCAGCUAUUGCAUUUACAUGCGAGUAGCUGGGAAAAGCGGCAGACGGCCCGCAGCGCUCCCACCACCGCUGAGUCCCCAGCCUCUAUUUCCCACCCACCCCAUGUC
Elgaria multicarinata webbii is the source of this 7762-nucleotide messenger RNA. It is a transcript of the gene ARHGAP8, whose product is annotated as Rho GTPase activating protein 8. Gene Ontology annotation, biological process: negative regulation of endocytic recycling; small GTPase-mediated signal transduction. Bases 78 to 1355 code for a protein of 425 amino acids. The transcript has 12 exons. The record is from RefSeq and is a predicted model, not a curated record. Gene Ontology annotation, molecular function: GTPase activator activity. Lineage: Eukaryota; Metazoa; Chordata; Lepidosauria; Squamata; Anguidae. Gene Ontology annotation, cellular component: cytoplasm.